Aspergillus heteromorphus CBS 117.55 is the source of this 1870-nucleotide messenger RNA. Its product is annotated as sterol esterase. Bases 171 to 1580 code for a protein of 469 amino acids. Gene Ontology annotation, biological process: lipid metabolic process. The record is from RefSeq and is a predicted model, not a curated record. The transcript is spliced from 2 exons. Lineage: Eukaryota; Fungi; Ascomycota; Eurotiomycetes; Eurotiales; Aspergillaceae.
CCUGACUGACCCUUUUUCUUUCUCUCUCCGACAAACAAUAAGAGAGAGGGUCAUGCAGACGGCUGGCCUCCACUGCUGCAUUGCUUCCUCUGUGCGCAUCAUGAAACACCGCUGACCGCCCUGCUACGCCGUCGUUUCUAUCCUGCAGGACUGCAAUUUUGGUCGUCGUCAUGGCGCGCGUCCCCGUUAUUGGACGCCUGUUCUGGUUCGAGUACUUGGCUCUGUUUGGAUCGCUGAUUUUGGUGCUUCUGGAAUGGGUCAUUCACAUCAUUACCUUCUGCCUGCCUGAACCGAUUAUUCGCUUCUGUUACGAUCGGUCCAAGAACAUCUUCAACCUCUUCAUCUCGCCUGAGGAUCUGGGCAAGCGCGGGAAGGAAGAGCAGGUUGCGGCGGCAGUUGCGCAGGCGUCGGACUUUACGGAUAUUUGCGCGUUGUUCGGGUAUGAGGCUGAGGAACACAUCGUCCAGACGGGGGAUGGCUAUCUGCUGGGGUUGCAUCGGUUGCCCAAUCGAAAGGGCGAGGAGGGGCAGACGGUGAACCAAGGCGAGAAGAGCAUCAAGAAGAAGGUCGUCUAUCUCCACCACGGCCUGAUGAUGUGCAGUGAGGUCUGGGUCUGUCUGUCGGAGGAGCAGCGGUGUCUGCCCUUCCAAUUGGUGGAACGGGGCUAUGACGUGUGGCUGGGAAACAAUCGAGGGAACAAGUACUCGAAAAAGUCCAUUAAGCACUCGCCGCUGUCGCACGAAUUUUGGGAUUUCUCGAUCGACCAGUUCUCGUUUCAUGAUAUCCCCGACAGUAUCAAGUAUAUCCUCGAAGUGACUGGGCAGCCGUCGUUGUCCUAUGUGGGGUUCUCCCAGGGGACGGCACAGGCCUUUGCGACGCUCUCCAUCCAUCCUUUGCUGAACCAGAAGAUCGAUGUCUUUGUGGCCCUCGCGCCGGCUAUGGCCCCCACCGGUCUACCGAAUCACCUCGUGGAUUCGCUCAUGAAGGCCUCGCCGAACUUCCUGUUUCUGCUUUUCGGCAGACGCAGCAUACUUAGCUCGACCACGAUGUGGCAGACGAUUCUCUACCCCCCGAUCUUUGUGCGGAUUAUUGACACGUCACUUCGGCUUCUGUUCAACUGGCGGUGCAAGAACAUCAGCCGCUGGCAGAAGCUGGCAGGGUACCUGCAUCUGUUUUCCUUCACCAGCACCAAGUCGGUGGUCCAUUGGUUCCAGAUCAUUCGACACCGAAACUUCCAAUUCUACGAUGACGAGAUCCACGCACCGCUGAGCAUUGUGGCGAGCGAGCGAUUCUACAAGCCGGUCAAGUACCCGACCAAGAACAUCAAGACCCCGAUCGUGCUGCUGUAUGGCGGCAGCGACAGCCUAGUCGAUAUCAAUGUGAUGCUGUCCGAGCUCCCUCGCGGGACCGUGGCGAAAAAGAUCCCUCAGUACGAGCAUCUAGAUUUCCUCUGGGCACAUGAUGUAGACCAAUUGGUAUUUAGCCAUGUUUUUGGGGCGCUCGAGCAGUACAGUCCCCGGCGCGAAGACCAGACUGUCAGUGAACAAGUCAAUGGCGUCAAAACACCUGUACUGGCGUGAGGCAUCCCAACCCCACCCACCCUACCCUGUUGGAUAGAUACCCCUCGAGACAUGUAUCACAACCACACAUGUAAUUUCCAUAUAUCCUGCAUGAAGAUCCUAACGAGAGAGAUGCCCCCCCCCCCCGAGAUCAUUUAAUAAUUUCGCCUUGUGCUGUACAUUUGUUUGCUUUCCACGCGGAAGUUAUCUUUGAUAGCAUUUUGAUUCAUCGAUGGGAUGUUUUUUCCAGUACAGCACAUUAUAUCAAAGCCUGCUAUAGCCUUGACACCCACCCACCAGCCAAUAUUAAU